GGACGACGAGAAAUCACGAGAUGUAGUACUGGACUGCAUGAAAACGGUUUAUGUUCACGAUUGAAAAUAGUAUUUGUUCUUUUGAGCCACUUGGCACAGCACUGACGCUAAUGCAGUACGCCAACAAUGGACAAAUUUGUUGUGAGACUACCAAAAAAUCAGCCCAAAAAGCAGACGACAACCCAUGGGAAAGUGUACAGACAAGCCACAAUAGAGUCUUUGAGGAGAGUUGUCGUGAUUGAGGACAUUGAACGUUUUAAGUCCACGCUGGAGCUGCCAGGACAAACGAAGGAGAACAUGCUGUUGGCCUUGACCGAACUAAACAAGAAAGUGCCAUCCAAGGAAGUACUCAGAUCUACCAAGAUCGGUCACACCGUGAACAAGAUGCGCAAGCAUUCAGAUCCUGAAGUGAGCGCACUGGCGCGAGAAGUCUAUAGCCUUUGGAAGACCUUCAUUGAGGAGAAUGCAAACAAGCCCUCCAUCGAGGUGCGAUGUGACACGCAGACGGAGGGACUGAGGAACAAUGCGAGAAAACUCCUGGCAGAAGCCAUGGAGCUAGAGGUAGACCAUGCCCUGAUUGAGAACAUCGAGAGAGAGGUGUUCCACAAAAGCUCGCGUCUCAUCAGCGGUGCUUACCGACGGACUGUGAGGGCACUUGUUUUUGCCUUGAAACACAAGCCAGAAAUCCGUGCGCAAGUCAAGGACAGCAAGCUUCCAGUCAACCAACUGGUUGCCACCUACAAAAAAUAACUGUGGUGCCAAAGCGUCAGAGAAUAGAUUGUUGGAAAAACUGGGGAUUGAAGCUGGUCUUCAAAUGUGCGAUGGAGGUUUUUUAAGAAUUCAGAAUGGCCUUUGAGGACAUUUUAAAGUAGUUUUUAAAAUAAUAUUUCUUCUAUGUUGUAAUUGUUAUUUUCUUAAUUAUACAAUAAAUAUU
This is a messenger RNA of Anguilla anguilla (European eel), 934 nucleotides long. It is a transcript of the gene tceanc2, whose product is annotated as transcription elongation factor A (SII) N-terminal and central domain containing 2. NCBI's taxonomy places the organism in Eukaryota, Metazoa, Chordata, Actinopteri, Anguilliformes, Anguillidae. Gene Ontology annotation, cellular component: nucleus. Gene Ontology annotation, biological process: DNA-templated transcription. The record is from RefSeq and is a predicted model, not a curated record. The transcript is spliced from 5 exons. The coding region runs from base 127 to 750 and encodes 207 amino acids.